Siniperca chuatsi (mandarin fish) is the source of this 4437-nucleotide messenger RNA. It is a transcript of the gene sack1d, whose product is annotated as family with sequence similarity 83 member D. The transcript is spliced from 4 exons. Gene Ontology annotation, cellular component: mitotic spindle pole; cytosol. Bases 2687 to 4330 code for a protein of 547 amino acids. Gene Ontology annotation, biological process: regulation of TOR signaling; positive regulation of cell cycle G1/S phase transition; protein localization to mitotic spindle. NCBI's taxonomy places the organism in Eukaryota, Metazoa, Chordata, Actinopteri, Centrarchiformes, Sinipercidae. The record is from RefSeq and is a predicted model, not a curated record.
UGCCGUCUUUAGAAAAAAAAAUCUCUUGAUGGGUUACUAUGAAUAUUAAUCGUUGUGGGAAUUGUCAUUUAAAGCACAGGCCUAUUAGCCUGCCGGCUUAAAAUAGACUUUUACGCACACGCGUAAUAGUGGUAGAACAAUUUACGCAUAUGCACAGUAAAUAUAGCCUAGUUGUUCAUGUCCGUUUUUAUAGUUAAACACAAAUAGACAUUUUUUCUUUAAUCACAUUACUAAUGUUAGUUAUGUCUUAUUGUCUAGAAUUAUAAGUUAUAUGGCUGUGACCCUCAUGACCUUGUUGGCCUUCUGUGCGUAAAAGCGCGCUGAGAAAAGUGCAGAGGCCCAAAACAGACAGAGACAAGUUUAGAUUUAGGGUCUAAUAGAAAAAAUAUAAUAAGAGAAGAAUAAUAGACAUAUACUUUGGAAGGAUACUGAGAAAACAUAUCAACAAGUCAUGUCAACAGGAGAAAUGGGAUAUUGUAGUAAUAGUACAGAAAUAACAUUAAGUAUAAUAAGGUCACUUUAAAACCACUGAGUAUUAUGGACACAUUAUAUGUCUACUAAAUAUUAUAGUAAUAUGAUAGAUUUAGUGUGUUCACUUGGCUGUGUGUAUGUGUAACCGGUAGGGGGACAAUAGCCAGAGGCCUACAGCAUAUGCAACAUAAAUGCAACAUCUGCAAUGUCUUUUGUAAAGUAUGAACAUAUAGGGCUACAACAGGCCUCUAGUAUUUAGGAAACAUGGAUUUGCUCUUCCCUCCCACUUUGUCCUGACUGGGUUCAGACAUUGCCCGUAGCUGUGGCUGUAUACAGUCAGGAAAAACAAAGAUUAUCUAUCAGGAAGAUGAAUCACUCAAUAGUAAAACAAAAUGCCAGCCCAUGGUUCCGGUCUGCGGGAGUGAGACAUGUGGUUGUGCAUGAUCUGGUAUGAAAGACAUUUGCCUCAAAUAUGACAAAAUGUAACUUUUCUUGUUACAGAAAUACAUAUAUGGUGAUACUAUGUGAUCAAGUGAUGGACAGGAUACCAUAACCCUAAAGUCAUGUCUCAAUACAAUAUUUGAUUUUUUUGCUUGUUAGCAUUUUUGUUACUAUACAGCAUUUGCAUUCUCUUGGACAGUUUGGGGGUGAAGUUGGUGUCUGUAGGAUUCCUCUGGUUCUGCCUUUCUGGCCCAGUAGGCCUGCGCACUUGACAUUAUAUAUGUUGAAAGCAGAUUAGAGGGUCCUAAGACAAUGUACAGAACAUUUUUGUCUUGAUUAUCUUCUAAAUUAAAAAACCAUGCUAGUUUGUUUAAGGCUGUAGGUUUACAGUGUAUUUACUUCAGCUGAAUUUUCUGGAAGGCCAAUGUUAGGCUAAAGUUCAACGUUAGCUUAUGUAACCUAAGUAUAAGGAUGCACUUGAUGUGAGUGACCACCAGUCACCACAGGGUUUGAGCAAAUCCACUUGACAGAUCUUCAGCACUCUUCAAGUUUAGAUGGCCUGUAAAUAGGCCUGCCCACUUCAAGUAGGCUUUUUGUGUAUGUCAAUUAUGUGUAGGCUAACGGGCUGACAGCGUAGCCUAUAUGAAUACGAAUUCUUUAUUCUUUUCAUUAUUUUCACAUAUCAGGACAACUGGUCGUGUAUUAACGCACUUGUGCCGUAGUUAAACAAGAUGGGCUGUGUUCAAAUUUUCUGUAGUUUGUUGUUGAGUUUAAGUUAACGCGCAGCAUCCACCAAAAGCAGAUAGCCGACUGUUGCUAUGGUUACCUGCUAUGUGUGCACCUCGCGCGCUGGUUUGCAAAGGUGGUAAACUGUUGACCGGAUCUUUCCUGGUAAAUGAUUUUAAACGCACACUUUUUCUGUGACAUUGGUAUAACUAAAUACCCUUGUAACAGUGUGAUACUCCGUUUAUUUUAUUUUGUUGUUGAAAAUGUACUGACUUGUAUUGUUUUUGUGAUACAUUUUGACAUUGAAAUGCGUCGUGCUUAACGUAAGACGUACUUCGCCUGAGUGUAGGCUACCCCAAGCCCGGAAGCAUUUUACAAUAUAAACCUCAAACACAAACAAACAAAACCGCUGAUGAGCUCCCAGCUUCGUGCAUUUAAACACGGGAUGCUUCACACCAUAAACCAUAAGCGCUGCUCCUCUUGCUUCGCAAGCUUGGAUUUCCUCGCUCUGACAGAUGACAGGCAAGCGGGCAGAUGGGGGAAAUUACUUUCUACAUGUUUAUGUUCUUCUAAAGUGAAAGAGAAACCCUUACCAGAAAGCAAGCGUUCUAAAAUAAAUUGUGAGGGCUUUUAGUUUGCGGUAGUUUAAUUUAGUUUAGUUUUUUUACUGAGAUUAAGGAAAGUGGUACCAAGGAAUCACACCGUCCGUGAUAGCAGGAAAAAGCGUCAGAGUGAGACCUCUGUGCUCUUCCUUGCUCUCUGCGGUGUAACCGGAUCACGGCAGAGCAGAGGGACGUACACGAGGCUUGUUUGCCUCCAAAUGAGCCAAUGAGACCGGCUUUACAUUAGACUGACAGUCUGACCCAGCGAGCCCGGAGACGCCAUUCUGGUUUGACAACCGUCCGACAGCCAAUACCUAUCCGUGACGGACAGGAACGGAGGGAAAAAACAAAAUACGAAUUUGGCUUCCUGUGGGUGGAAACGUUACCUGCCACCUGCGGUACGUUAGGGUCAGUUUGAGGAGAAGGGGGGAACAACAUCCACAACAAUGGCUCUGUCGCAGUUCCUGGACGACUCACCUCUUAGGUUGGGUCCAAAACACACCGGGGCCGACGACCUGAACCUGCUGGAGGUGUACAACGAAAGGCACCGGCUGGCUCUGGAGGAGCUGCUGUCGGGAGGGCUCGACAACUUUCUGGACUUCCUCAGGAAAGAGAGGAUCCCCAACUUUCUGUCGGACGAUGAGAUCCAGCGGAUCAGGAGCGCCGCCGUGCCCCCGCGGUGUGUGUCCCUCCACGGGGACGACCAGGUACUGGAGCAGUCGCUCAGCAGCUCCCUGGACUGCUCCUCUCUCACCUAUUUCCCCGAAGUGUCGGACGUGGAGCCGCCGCUGCUGGAGAUCGGCUGGCCCGCCUUCACCGCCGGCUCCUACCGGGGAGUCACACGGGCCGUGGCGCACUUCCAGCCCAGCUACGGGGAGUGCAUAUAUGGCUGCAAGGAGGCGGCGAGGCGUAUGAUUAAAAGUGCCAGAGAGGUGAUUGCCAUAGUUACAGACUCCCUGACAGACCUGGAUAUCUUUAAGGAUCUUCAGGAGGCAUGUGUCCACCGCAAAGUCCCUGUCUACAUCCUGCUGGACCAGUCAUGUGCUCCUGCUUUCCUCAAUAUGUGCAGAAAUGUCGGUGUUCGCCUGGAUGACUUUCGGCAAAUGAGAGUGCGAACCAUAACUGGUACAACUUAUUACAUGAGAUCAGGAGCGAGGAUUACCGGGGAAGUUCAUGAGAGGUUCAUGCUGAUUGAUGGAAACAGAGUGGCUACAGGUUCCUACAGGUUCAACUGGACUGAUGGCAAACUAAACAGCAGCAACCUAAUCGAGCUUUCUGGUCAGAUAACGGAGAAAUUUGACGAGGAGUUCCGCAUCCUCUUCGCCCAGUCUCUACCUAUAAACACUCGAGGACCUCCAAGUGUCCGAAACAGCAGCACCUACGAGCAUCUCCUCAUCAAACACUCAGUCACCUCCUCACCUCGCCUGACCAGAGAGAGACCUGUGGAGCCACUGUGUCUGACCAGCACACCCAGCCGCAAGCCCCAAACUUCAGCUGUCCAGCCCCCAUGUGAACCCUCAACUCCAGAUCGUCGUAAAACCAACCCAGUGUCCGAUUCCUCCACCAUAGGCGAGGACUGGACGGAGCAGCAGCAGGAGGAGAUCCUGGCUGGUAGCACCACUCAGCGUUUCCCUGCAGAUCAGCUAGCAGAGAAAGAGCCAGUGACCUCCAGCGCCAUCUCCUGCCACGCCUCCACUCAGACCAGCCGGUCAGAGAUGGAUAGUGACACCCAGACUGACCUCGAGCUCACAGAACACACCAACCGUAUCGCACCAACAAGCACAGUGCCAAACCAGGCCGCGUCCCCCAGGCAGAUCUCGCCCACCCAGGUAGCUCCAGACAGCACCUUAAGGGACUGCUUCCACAAGCUGACCAAAGAGCGCCAGUACCACUACUCCACCAUCCGCUCCAAGCUGGAGCACAUGGUGACCGCCCUGUCCCAGAGGCGAGAGCUAGCGGACGUCACCAACAUGACUCAGGGGCCUGGCGCUCACAGCAGGCAGAGGGUACACAAAAACUGUGAGCAGGAACCAAAACCCAGACUGCUUGUUGAAAGUGCGGGCAUGGGCACAUGGCCAAGAGUACACUAGUUUGUCUUAAGCGAUUUUGGUGAUGGAGGGCAGUGGGGGGAGAGCUGUGGCAAGGUUUCUUGUGGAUCCUCUGUUUCAAAUAAAUGGUUUUGGCUUAUGCAGUAGAA